AUGCACUUGGUAAUAAUUCUGGCCUUCCUUAUGUGUCUACCUAAAGAUUUCAAAGAGUAUAUGUACAGGAAACGCACUAAUGCAGGGGACAUAUCCAUCUUUAGUCCACCAAGUGUCAGAAGUGUUAUGUACAAAUAUUUGGAAAAGGAAAACGAACUUAAUUUUCAUAAAAUUUUUAAUGAAGUUUUGGGUUAUAUGCUGUUUAAAGACUUUUGUGAAAACGAUUCGGACGAACCUAUACAGCAACUAAAGUUUUAUGAACAGAUAAAAACAUAUGAAAAAACAGAAUGCUACGAUGAGAGAAAAAAAUUGGCAAGAGAAGUUUAUGAUAAUUUUAUAAUGGAGGAAAUGCUGUCACACACCUAUGACUACUCUAAAGAUGCUGUUGCGAGUGUUCAGAAAUAUUUAUUAAAAAAUGAAGUCCCAGUAGACUUAUUUGAACCAUACAUGGAAGAAAUAUUUACACAGCUUAAGGGAAAGCCAUUUAAAAAAUUUUUGGAGAGCGAUAAAUUUACUAGGUUUUGCCAGUGGAAAAAUUUGGAACUAAAUUCACAAUUGACUAUGAAUGAUUUCAGCGUACAUAGAAUAAUUGGGCGUGGCGGUUUUGGAGAAGUAUAUGGAUGCCGAAAAGCAGAUACUGGAAAAAUGUAUGCUAUGAAAUGUUUAGACAAAAAACGGAUUAAAAUGAAACAAGGAGAAAUGCUCGCAUUAAAUGAACGAAACAUGCUGCAAGCAGUCAGCACUGGAAUUGAUUGUCCGUUCAUAGUUUGCAUGACAUAUGCAUUUCAUACGCCAGAUAAACUCUGUUUUAUAUUAGACUUAAUGAAUGGCGGUGACCUGCAUUACCAUUUAUCUCAACAUGGUAUUUUUAGUGAAGACGAAAUGAAAUUUUAUGCAGCGGAGGUGAUUUUGGGGUUAGAACACAUGCAUAAACGUUGCAUUGUGUACCGUGACUUAAAACCCGCCAACAUAUUGCUCGACGAAAAUGGUCACAUACGAAUUUCUGACUUGGGAUUGGCUUGCGACUUUUCAAGAAAGAAGCCACAUGCUUCAGUUGGAACUCACGGAUAUAUGGCUCCAGAAGUAUUAUCUAAAGGAACGUCGUACGAUUCUUGCGCUGAUUGGUUUAGUUUCGGCUGCAUGUUGUAUAAGUUGCUUAAAGGUCAUUCUCCAUUUCGGCAACAUAAAACAAAGGAUAAGCAUGAAAUUGACAAAAUGACAUUAACUAUGAACGUAGAACUUCCAGAAUCGUUUUCUAUGGAACUAAGAAAUUUAUUGGAAAUGCUACUUCAAAGGGACGUACCUAAACGACUUGGCUGCAUGGGAAAUGGUGCUGACGAAGUAAAAAUGCAUAAUUUUUUUUGUGGAAUCGAUUGGCACCAAGUUUACAUUCAAAAAUAUAUUCCGCCUUUGGUACCCCCAAGAGGAGAAGUGAAUGCAGCUGAUGCCUUUGAUAUCGGAUCGUUUGAUGAGGAAGAUACGAAGGGAAUAAAACUAAACGACACAGAUCAAGAUCUUUACAAGUUGUUUUCGUUGACCAUAUCUGAAAGGUGGCAACAGGAAGUGUCGGAAACAGUUUUUGAAACAGUCAAUUCCGAGACCGAUAGAAUCGAACAAAAAAAAAAGGCAAAGCAAAAGCAACACUUCGAUGCAGAUGAAAAGGAAUCUGAUUGCAUAUUACAUGGGUACAUCAAAAAACUUGGAGGAUCUUUUGCUUCUGUAUGGCAAACUAAAUAUGCCAAACUAUAUCCAAAUAGGCUAGAGCUACAUUCUGAAAGUGGAAAUAAUAAACCAGAAUUGAUAUUUAUGGACCAAGUAGAAGAUAUCUCAUCCGAUUUUGUUCUACACAAAAACGAGAAUUGUAUUCAAAUUCGGAUCAAUGAUGGUAGCCGAGAUGGAAGAAUCAUUUUGACAAACUCAGAUGAAAUAGGCUUAAAAGAAUGGGCAUCAUCUUUAAGAUCAGCACACAAAAUUUCACAGGACCUUUUGGGAUCGAUGGCUAAAAAGGCUGGAAAAAUCUAUGGCAGUGAAAGAGACGGCAACAAAUCCAUGUAUAUUCUCGGUGGAAACAGUUCAACGAAAACUUCUAAUGGAUCUAAUUAAUAUAUGUUUAUAUUUUGAAUUAUAAGCUUCAACAUUUCUGCUAUCUAAAAUGUUGGGGUAAGCAUAUGAAAAGAAAUGUGGAGAGGUCAUUAAUAAUAA
Messenger RNA from Drosophila rhopaloa, 2202 nucleotides. RefSeq names its product G protein-coupled receptor kinase 1 (gene Gprk1). Bases 1 to 2103 code for a protein of 700 amino acids. The transcript has 15 exons. Lineage: Eukaryota; Metazoa; Arthropoda; Insecta; Diptera; Drosophilidae. Gene Ontology annotation, molecular function: ATP binding; G protein-coupled receptor kinase activity; G protein-coupled receptor binding. The record is from RefSeq and is a predicted model, not a curated record. Gene Ontology annotation, biological process: protein phosphorylation; G protein-coupled receptor signaling pathway; regulation of signal transduction.